GCUGAAUCUCGUUCAAGAAGGGUAAUUCACAACUCCAUUUAGUGUCUAAAUGCAAUCACGAAACAGUAUAGAAGUGUCUUAUAAUGUUAGUUAACGUUGACUUAUCCCAGUAGGCAUUAACAAUUGACGUAACGAACUGAUGACUAGAACUAUGACAUUGACAUAUGGCUCUUGUGGAGAUAGUUGUAUGGAGUUGAUAGCAAAGAGUGCUGACCUGUAAUCACUGUCCUAAAGGAUAUAUAUCCUGUUAAUGAAUUGAGGGUACAAGAUGGAUGUUUAUUUUCGAAAUCUUCAGACGUUUGAGUUAGUUUUAAUGUAAUAAUCGCAAGUAACUAGUGAAAUCAAGUUUCUUCACGUUUCUGCACGUAGAGGCUAAAUAGCAUGAUGAGUUGGAUGACACAUUAACCCUGACAGCCUAGGAUCUCAUGCUGAAGAUGUGAUCAAGACGUUCACAAGAAAUUGUUAUGGACAAAAACAUAAUAAGAUGUAUGAAGAGGCUACGAUUGAAAGCUGUGCUGUAGAACGCUACUUAAAAUGUGCAAAGUGUCGCAAUGUUUUGAAGCACCCAACUCAGCUGUCAGCAUGCCUUCACAUCUUAUGCUCAUCCUGUUUUCAUGAGCUAGAAACAACACAGAUCAGUAACAUCAUCUGCCCUAAAUGUAACCAGCAGAAUGCUAGACCCAGUAUUUUAAAAAGCAUUGCAGGUAUGGAUGACACCUUUCGUAGCUACAGUCGCUGUGAUUACUGUGAUAAGGUAGCCCUUUGGAAUUGUUUUAUCUGUGCUAAAUACUUUUGUGCAUCUUGCCGACCCAAGCAUGACAAUGCCAAUGGUAACAAAGGCCAUCAGCUGUCACUUCUUCCACAACCCACUGUAGCAUUGAACCAGAAAUUGUUUGCAAAUGAAAGCCCUCAAGUGAGUAUGGAAUCAAGACAAGCACCUCCCAUAUUAGAGGUUGAGGCCAUUGAUGGGGGCUCUAUUUGCCCACUUUGCAGUGAUCUUGACUGCAAGCACUUGAAGGUUUUGGAAAAGCUUUCCAAACAGAUAAGUGUUUCAGAUGGCCUUUGUGAGAUAGAAGGUCAUGCUAAUCAUGGUCAACAGAAUGAGUUAAAGUUCUUCUGUCUGGCUUGCUGGAAACCAGUUUGUGGGGAUUGUAGCCAAAGAGGUGAUCAUAAGUUGCACAAAGUAAGUGAUUUAGUUCAUCUGAAGACGUAUUUGAAGGAUUCUAUUCUGAAGAGUCAUUCUAAAUUUACAAUGUUUGAUAAAAAACUAGAGUUUGACAUCACAGAAUAUAAAGCAGUUGAAGGAAGCCUGAAGAAACAUUUAGAAGAAACUGACAAUGAAAUAAAAAGCAGAAAAUAUAAAAUAAUAGAGGAAGCAACAGAUGCCUUUAAUGCUGUGGUGCAAGAAGUUGAAUUGCAGGGGAAAAACAUAUUUCAAGAGUAUCAAGAGAAGCUUCAAAAAAUUGAAAAUUGUAGAAAACUGCUUAACUUGUUCCAAGGAGCUCUUGAUAAAUUAAAGGUUGAUGAUAAUUUGAAUAUCCCUCAAUACAAUCAUGUCUUUCAAUGUCAACAAGAUGUAGACACAUUUAUAACUGAUAUCAAUUCCAUGGUGUCUUACCUAUGCAGACUGGAAGAAAGGAUUCUUGUUCUUCCUGAAAUUAUGACAACACCAAUGUUAACACUGGCUCGAGCUGGCACAGAAUGGAAACAUUUGAAACUAGCCUUUACAAUUCCUCUUGAGGCUGAAGUUAGAUUUGUUCAUAGUAUUGUAGUCAUUGGCAGCGAGCAGUGUCUUCUAACAUGCCAGAUGGCCAAUAGUGAUAAUGAUGCUAUUGUAUACUACGACAGAACAAAUGUAACAUUUCAUGAUGUGAAUAAAGGCCGCUACUUAAUUGCACAGACUUCCGAUGGAUCAAUUGUUGUCUCAUAUUCAAAAGAUCAGAAACAUUAUAUACAAUACAAUGAUGGUCGCUUUCUUGAAGGUAAUGGGGCAGAGAUGAAUCUCAGAUUCACAACCAUUAAAGAGAUGGACUAUCCUGCCUAUGGUAUUGCAACCACCAAUGAUGACAAAGUUAUCAUUUGCUACCAAAUAGCAGAAAAAAAGGAUGUGAAUGGCAUUUUAAAACUCUCAUUACAAGGUAAAGUUCUGAAAGAUACGUAUGAGGAACCAAAUUCUAAUUUGCAGUGCCCUCGUUAUGUGACAGUCAGUAAUACAGGUGAAAUAGCUGUGAGUGACUCAAUUGGAAACAGUGUAGUCAUACUGGAUAAAGACCUGAAAGUCUGUGAAAGGGUGAAUCUUGGUCUUCCUAGCUCAUUCAUUCAGGAUGGCCGUGAACCUUUGAACUCAGUAUUUGGUCCAUAUGGUUUAUGUUAUGACAACUAUGGACGCAUCAUUGUGACUGACCCUGACAACAAUUCUGUUUUACGUCUAUCUCGAGACAACUUUACUCACAAAUAUUGCAUGCAACCACUGCUGACUAAAAACUUGGAAAAUGUCAACUUCAAUGAUCCCCAUUUGGUAGCUCUGGGGCCAGAUUCUAGACUGUGGAUUGUUUGCAGAGCACAUGUCUUGGUUUAUGAUUAUUGUUCUUAGCUCACAUUACAUUAUUUUGUAUUUUUACUAAUGAAUGCAUUUACCUUUAAUUAUCUUCUUUAUUUUCCUAUCUUCUGUUAUGCUAUUAUUAUUGUUAAAAAUCUCUUUGUGUUCAAUUUUACUUUGGUAUACAAUUUUUAUCAGUACAUCUUUGAUGUAACUUGUUUAGUUUGAUGAAGUAUUCAUUGCAUGUUAUGUACAGUGUUUACAACUGCAGUGUAAUUUGAAAAAUAAGGGACUUGAUUUUUAAGAUGAUUUUUUUUGUGUUUAAAAUACUGUAAAUCUAUGCAUUCAGCAUUACUCCUGUGUUAGUUCUGGUUGGGGUAUGUAACACAUGGACUGUAAUCAGACAACAUAAACAAUGUUAGUAAUGUUAGAUUUGAAAACUUUCUAUGUAAUCACUGGAUAUGAGAACAAUGAAAUCUAGGAUAAAAUAUUCAAUUUGGUUCAAUGUACUACAUAUGUUUCUUAGUUUUAUGAAUUAGCUGAAGACCUGAAAAAAUGUUCAAUUCAUAUUUGUAAAUUGAAACCUACAACAUUUCACUCUCCCAUUUUAAUUUUUUUUUUAUUUAAAAAAAAGCUUUUUAGUCACGCAUUUUUAGCACAAAAACUUGCACACAUAAUCAUUGUAUUGGUUUUAUCAGUACAAUGUAUAUUUACCUUUUGACAUUUUAAACAAUUCCUAAAUGUAAGUAGUGUAACUUAAAAAAAAAAACACCUUUACUAGGCAUAUAUAUAUAUAUAUAUAUAUAUAUAUAUAUAUAUAUAUAUAUAUAUAUGUGUAUGGAGAAUACUACAGAUAUUAGGCCUACACACUAUAUUUGUAAUAUGUACAUAACAUACAUUCUGCAUUUGUCAUACCAACAGAUUAAAAACCUGUUACGUCUUCAGUUUAGCCAAGUUUGCAUCUUUGUACAUCAAAAUGCUACAUUGUGGAAUGACUUCAUUUAAUGUAAAUUUUAGCUGAAAGCAAUUAGUCUUUGUAACUAAAAAACUAGUGUUUGAAAGUGGUGAACUGCUUCAUAUUAAUUUAUUUAUUACAAAUUUGUACUCCUCAAAUUCAACUAUUAUGAAAUAGACCCUUAUCAAAAGUCUUUUGUAACUUAUUUGACUUAAUUGUGCUAGAUAUUUGAAGCAAAACUAUUGAUCAUUUAGGCAGGGCUCAUAUUAUUACUUUUAAUAAGAAUAUUGAGUACCAUCAAUGGAAUGUUUAUCAUCAUUGUACAAAACUUAUUUAAUUAUCAAUUACUGCCUUAAUCAGGCCAAUAUCAUUCCAAUUUGGUUUCUUUCUUAAUUGCUAAUAUUCUCAAUUCCACAAUCAUCAGUUGCUAUGAAAACUUGAUAAAUAACUUAUUAUUUUUAAAAAUCUUUAUGGACAACAGAAGUAUGUAUGUGGGGGGCUUAUUGUGUAAGUGGAUGUCCCUUUAAGGCUCAGGUAGGUCUUAAUUCAAUUACAAUAAACAUUCACUAUUUCCUCUCAAUAUGACAAUAUGCAAGAAAAAAAACAUUUUAAAUCACACACACAUCAACUUGUGUAUAAACAUGUUACUGCUUGAAUCAGACUCCUGUUCACUACUGGUAAUCUUUCGUUGGUACGAUGGUUAUGCAAACACACCUGUGAUGUAUUCUCUGUUUAACAUUUUGUUUUAUUUCAACAAACAAAUUUAUUCUCUCAUUGUAGUCCUUUCUUAUUUUAAGAACAUAAUGUUUUCAAAGUGGCAUUGUAACAAAACUAUUUUCAAACCAGAAUGUAACCUACAUCUGUUUGCUUAGUUUAAAAAAAACACUAGAUGAAUGUAGAUUCUAAUUCAAGUGAAGCAAUUGUAAAAAAUUCUCUAAAAAAAAAUAUCUUUCAAAAAGUGUA
Messenger RNA from Biomphalaria glabrata, 4457 nucleotides. RefSeq lists its product as uncharacterized. The record is from RefSeq and is a predicted model, not a curated record. Gene Ontology annotation, cellular component: chromatin; nucleoplasm. Bases 485 to 2593 code for a protein of 702 amino acids. The transcript is spliced from 12 exons. Gene Ontology annotation, biological process: positive regulation of DNA-templated transcription. Lineage: Eukaryota; Metazoa; Mollusca; Gastropoda; Planorbidae. Gene Ontology annotation, molecular function: ubiquitin-protein transferase activity; zinc ion binding; protein binding.